UCUGCAACCAGCUGUAACCUGUCAAAGCUCUCGUGUAUGUUGUGAACUUUCAGUUCCCCGGAUGAAUCACAGGUUUCUGUAGAUUAACUGGCAUAGAUGGAUCUGAAGGUUAAGACAAUUUUUCGCUGUAGGAUUGGACGGUAAGAACAUUCUGUGUUUCCUUCUACUCAUGGAUUGCUGUGACAGAUCCCCUGGACAGUUCAGGGACUUCAAAAAGGAUGACUUUGAGGCAGAUUGGAUUAAGGUGGCUGAAGGCAAAUUUGGCCAGGUGUACAAAGUCAAAGUGAAGCUCUGGCGGGAGAAAUGUGCAUUGAAAACCUUUGAUGCAACCUUGUGUGGUAACAACUUUUACAGGAAAAUAAGUGAUGAAGUAUCUAACAUAGCAAAACUAAAGUUCAAAUACAUUAUGUCCAUCUAUGGAGUGUGCAGCGAAGCCAAUGCUGUUGUUAUGGAGUACAUGACUAAUGGAUCCCUGAACAAUCUCCUUGCCAGUCACAACUUUAUGUGGAAGAAGAAGUUUCAGAUGAUUCAUGAAAUCUCCAUGGGCAUGAAUUUCCUUCACAGCAUGAAACCUCCGCUGCUGCAUCUUAACCUCAAGACAUCCAAUAUCCUACUGGAUGAUCAUCUUCAUGUCAAGAUUUCAGAUUAUGGUAUAAUCCAGUGGGAAGAUGGCAUGAGCAAGACUGUGUUGAUGGAGCGCCUGACAGCACGAGGCAACAUAAAUUACAUUCCUCCUGAAGUCUUCACCCAGUGCUCUGAUUCACCAGGAACUGCUUUUGAUGUUUACAGCUUCGGGAUUGUGAUGUGGGAGAUACUGACACAGCAGAAACCCUAUGCAGGGUGCGUUAUGACCAAAGUGUUGCUGCAAGUGUCGAAAGGCAAGAGGCCCUGUUUGGAGAUAAUUCCUGAGAAAAGGCCCCAGGAGUGUGAUGAACUGAUCACCAUCAUGAAACAGUGCUGGGACAAGAAACCUCAGAUGAGGCCUCCAUUCUCAGACAUUGUGAGGAAAACAGAGACUCUGAACGAUGUCCUAAAGAUCCCAGGACAAAUCACCUGUCAAAGAAAUUGUGAUACUGAGCAGAGAUCAACUUAUCCCUGGAUGUUGUCUCCAGUACAUAAAAUCACCUUACCUAAAUCAUCUGAAACUUCAUCAGAUGACCAACAUGGCAAGUAUGGCAUUAUCGCUAUGCUAUCCAAAAAGGACUUCAGUAGUUUCAGGCAGUCUGUGAAAAGGGAGGACGUGCAGACACAGUAUUCAGGCCGAAAGAGCCUACUUCACUUCACAGUAGCCAGCGGUGAUGCAGAAAGUGUCAAGCAUGUCCUGAGUCUGGGUGCUGAAGUGAACUGUACAACUGCUCGAGGUUACACUCCCCUUAUCAUCGCUGUUCUGCAAAGGUUUUCUGACAUCAUCUCUUUGCUGCUGGAACAUGGAGCAGAUGCAACUCAAGGAGACGAAGACCAGUGGACACCUUUGCAUUUUGCUGCACAAAACGGUGACGACAGAACCAUCCGUCUGCUGCUAGAAAAAGGAGCUGAGGCUGAUGCCCAAGAAAAGGCUGGUUGGAUGCCGCUUCAUCUGGCAUGUCAGAAUGGCCAUGAAACAGUGGUGCGCUUGCUACUUUCGCGGCUGUCGGAGGACGCCACUGUCGCCCCAGAGGAGGAUGAAGGAAGAACACCACUCCAUCUUGCCUGCUCCUAUGGACACCUCAACAUAGUCAAACUUCUCCUUGGACGGGGGGCUGAUCCCGAUGCUACUGACUAUUUUUUUUCCACUGCUCUUCAUCUAGCAGCAGAGCAAGGCCAUAAUCGUGUAGUAAGACUCUUGUUGACUAAGGAGGUCAAAACUGACAUUUCAAACAUCAGGGGAUACACUCCACUUCAUCUGGCUGCUUUGAAGGGCCAUGCAGGUAUUUGCAGGCAGCUACUGGCAAAUGGAGCUAACCCAAACUCCAAGACUGACCAAGGGUGGACUCCCAUGCACCUGGCAGCCCUAAGAGGACACGACUCUGUGGUGGUCUCUCUGGAAAGUACAGGUGGUUCAGUGAAUGUAAAAGGCCAAAACGGAUGGACUCCACUGCACCUGGCCUGCCACCAGAGCGAAUCAGAGGUAGUGGCAAAGCUCCUGGCAGCAAAAGCGGACCCAAACAUCAAAGAGGACAGUGAGGGAUGGACACCCCUGCAUGUUGCCUGUACUAGUGUUAGUUUCCCAUGUGUCCUACACUUGAUAUCACAUCAGGCAGAUGUCAAUGUAGUGAACUCAGGAAAUGCCACACCUUUACACCUGGCUGCCCAACAUGGCUGUGUGUCCAUUGUUAAAGGUCUGCUGAUGAAUGGUGCAGACCGCACACUGAAAGACUCUUCUGGAUCUACAGCUCUGAACAUAGCCCAGCGGAGUGAAAAAUGGGAAAUUGUGGAGCUAUUGGAGAACGGAUAUGAAGCAUAAAUUGAGUUUUAUUGUAACCAGUGGGAAUAAAAUAGGGCUCCAUGUUACCAGUAAAGAAAAACGGUA
Cyprinodon tularosa is the source of this 2509-nucleotide messenger RNA. RefSeq names its product ankyrin repeat and kinase domain containing 1 (gene ankk1). Gene Ontology annotation, cellular component: cytoplasm. The transcript is spliced from 9 exons. NCBI's taxonomy places the organism in Eukaryota, Metazoa, Chordata, Actinopteri, Cyprinodontiformes, Cyprinodontidae. The record is from RefSeq and is a predicted model, not a curated record. Bases 170 to 2443 code for a protein of 757 amino acids. Gene Ontology annotation, biological process: protein phosphorylation; regulation of cell cycle process. Gene Ontology annotation, molecular function: ATP binding; protein kinase activity; protein binding.